Nematocida parisii ERTm1 is the source of this 3888-nucleotide messenger RNA. RefSeq lists its product as uncharacterized. The record is from RefSeq and is a predicted model, not a curated record. The transcript has a single exon. Bases 1 to 3888 code for a protein of 1295 amino acids. NCBI's taxonomy places the organism in Eukaryota, Fungi, Microsporidia.
AUGGAUCAGAUUGAGCUUCAUCCCAAAAAGCAUCCGAUUUUUGCGAAAACACUAGAAGAAGCAAGAGAACUGAUUUUGAAAGAGCAACAAGAAAAAGAGAAAGUAAAGAAGAUGGAAGAGAGGGCGCAGGCAACACUAAAUGAGAGGCUUAUUAAGUAUAGCAUAAAACAAGAACUAAAAACAAUUCAGAAAAAAACACAGGAGACACCAAAUAUACUUUUUUGGAUGCCAUGUGGGCAGAACAAGAGUGUUAUACAAAAUAACUCCUUGCAUCUAUUAAAGAAAGAAAAAUUCGCACAUUUAAUGCAAAAAACAAAAGACGCGCUAAUGGAUUGCAUAUUUAAAGAAACACAUACUUUUAACUGUGUGCAGGCAUCUAACUACACGCCAAUAAGUAUGAACACACGGAAUGAGCUUAUUCGACUACUCCAGAGGUUUGGGGUCAAACUAAUGAAAGCCAACUCCCCAGGCAAUGGAAUACUCAAGCAUGCAGAAUUUGAUUUACCUACGCAGAACCAGAUGUACAUGUGUGAGUUUAGCCGUUCUUUAAAGAAUAUAUAUGAGUGGGAAGAUGCAAUAUUAGAAAUUAACAGUGCCGUGAUGAAGUUACCUAUAACUAAUUCAGGGGAUACGUACAGUCUGAUUGAAAUAGAAGAUAUUCUAUUGAAUGACAUGAUUAUAUCAUACAAAAAAAUACGUAGUAACAUUUCUAAAAUGGCAGAUAUUAUUAAUAGUAGUAAAUGGAAAAGCUAUAGAACAUAUACUAUGAUCAGCAUGGUAGAAAAGGCAAAGCAGUUAGAAGCAGAAAUUAACUACAAAUUAUUCAAAUGGAUUGAUUUCUUUAUGUUUAUGAUAGAAAAAAACAUAAUAUCAGAGUGCGCCAAUUCAAAAUCUAUUCGGAAUAUUCUUUUAAAGUUGCUAGAAAUGCAUAAUAAUCAGCGCAAUACCAGCGAGGUUUCUAUGCAGCCAAUACAGCCUUCAGAUGAAGACUUUGAUGUAAAGAGCGAAGAGUUAUCUGAAAUGCACGAAUUUGAAUGUGAAUUAAAAAAAAGAACUGAUGACUUAAACGUUGAAUUUCAGGUAAAAUAUCCGAACUUUAAUGCAUCGCUUCUGACAUGUGAUGAAAACAGCAUUCCUAAAAAUGUAACUGUAAACUUAAAUGAUGUAUUCAAGAAAAUAUUCCCAACAGUAGAAGUUCUUGCAAAAUUACCAACUUCUCGGUCACAAGUUCCAGAAAUCGCAGCUUAUAUGAAAAUUCACAGGAUAGAGUAUGAAAGAAACUUUUUGCAAACUGAGUUUGUUUUCUGGGAGUGCUCGGCCAGUGCAAUACAUCUUAUAUGCAAUAUAUUGGAUGAAUACUUUACUUCUGUGCAGUAUAUUAGACUAACCAACUGUGACAUUACAAAUGAUGUUCAAAGGAUGAUUUCUAUUCCCAUUAUGAGAAAAGUCAGAAGAUUAAGCAUUAUAACAGGCAUGGAAAUGAAGGAAGCAUAUGAUGCUAUUAAGGAUGCUUUGCCGGCACUAGAAAUGCUUCAAAUAGAGAAAGACCCCCAAGGCAUAAACAGCGCCUUGCCAGCAGAAUAUAAACAGGAUACUUUAGCAAUUUUGGAAGCAAAAAAACAAAUUCAGAGAUGCUUAGAUAAAAGCAAGGCAGACUAUACGAAUAUUUACGAAAACAGAGGGGUCUAUUGGGAUAUAAAUAAUUCAAAUGAUAUUACUCCGGAUCUAAGCCAGAAUAGAUUCGAAGAAUCCGGGGGUUUACUGCCUAUUUUAUCAUCUGAAAUAUACAUGGUUAUUAUGAAGCUGUUUAAGGAGUAUCCAAACAUGUUAAGCAAAACUGAUUUUAUAAGUCUUUUCGGGUUAAUAGCAAGAUUGGCAAAUAAUAGACACAAUAUAUAUUAUGAAAAUAUAAUGAAAAAAGAUCAAGCUUUCUAUAAAAUUGAUACAAUCAGAAAUUAUCUAUGUGAUCUGGAGAAAUUAUGCAAAAAAAUAGAGAAAGAUAACUACACAAUUAUUGAAACCAUUGAUAUAGAAGCCAUAAAAAAAUUAAAAUCAGAUGUAUUAAAUUAUAUAAAAAGUGAUAUAAAGUACCAUAUAAUUAAGUAUAGUGAUCUAGACAGUAUAUCCGAAAAUCCUGAAAUUAAUAUUACAGAUGGUAUAGACUGCGCUGGGCACUUGCAGAUACAUAUGGAUGCACUGCCGGAGAAUUAUGAAAAAAGCGAAAAUAAGAAUCUGUAUUCAUCAUUGGAAAAUAUACAGAAGUGGCUAGAAAUACUAAAACAGAAAAGACAGAAUGUUUUUAAGCUUAACAAAUAUGCAACAAUGAUGUAUUAUAAGGUUAAAAAAAUGCAUAUUGGCAUAAAAUCAUAUAUAACGAAGCAUAAAAACAGUCAUUUAGGCGUUUCAUUAAACGGUUCUACCGAUAAAAGAAAUAUAAUUGGGCACAAUCAAAUGCAUUUCCUUUUGAAAUGCCACAUACCGCGCUUAAAAGAAUUCAAUAGAGAACUGAGUUCCAUGUUAACGGAUUGGCAGAUGAUAGAAUAUAUGGAAAUGUAUACAAAGGAUGUAGAAACAAAAAAUCAGCAGAAAACUUAUGAAAAAACUCCCAGACAAAAAGAACUAUCACCCAAACACAACUCAAAGAGCAACGAUUUAGAGGGACAUUCCAGUGGUGUAUCAAGCACUAGUGGGCAGACAACAGAUAAUAAGAAUGACUUACUUGAGAAAAAUUCAUCAACCAUCAGAAUAGACAAUUUCCUUCUAGAGUUUAUGUUUCCGAGUGAGAAUGAUUUGUGCACAGAAUUUUUAUACAGUUUGCAUCAUACUUUGAUGAGCUUGGUUCCUACGCAUUGUAGAAACUUUACAGUGGCAUUGGGAAUAAGGGAGGUCUGUGAUAAAGAAAACUACAAAGUGUAUUUGCAGAAACUCACUGAGUUCUAUGAGGCAAAAUCAAAGAAAGGCAUAAUAGACUAUCUGAAAUAUGUGAAGAUAAUUGUGCAGGCAAUUAAUUUGGAAGUAAGUUAUGAAGUAGUAAUGGAAGAUUUAAGCAAACUUACUAGAGUGCCUUAUACUAUGCUAGACAUACCAAAAUUUUACUUUACUGGCCUCUCAAAUGUCGUUGAUCAGAGCAGUAUAAUUCCCAGGAUGGUUAUUAGUAAUAGUACACUCAGAAGGUAUUUAUACGGCAGGUUAAUGGCAGGAGAGCUAGAAACGUACAAGAACUACACAGAAAAUCCUACUUUAAGACAGAUGUACACUAGGCUAAUGGCACUAAACCAAGUAAAGUCCCCACUGCAGAUUGUUGAAUUAGAUUGUAUAGAAGAUUCCUACAAUUGCCCGAUUUGCCAGUCUUCUUCUCUUAUAAAAGAAAAUAUAGAAAUAAGCAAAACACACGCAGAGAAUCUAAAAAAAGUCCUUUUAAAACUAGAAAAAUACAAGCCAAGCAUGAAUUCCCGAUCUAAGGAAGAAAUAAGUCUUCACGAAAAGAUCAGAAUAGCCGAAGAAUAUGCUGCAUUUGCCAUAGACACACAGAAUUUACUAGCCAGCCUUUCAACAGCCGACAUAGAAAAAAUACUAAAUUUAGCCAUGGAUAUAUACAAAAUGCCAGAAAAUAAAUUGAUAAAUAAGUUCAAUUUAGAAAUAAAUGGCGAACACCCAUUCAAAAAAAACACACGUCAACAUCUAAGUGAAAUAAAAAAAAGUCGUAUUCUUGCCAGAAAAGAAAAUAUCACAAAAAAACUACUGAACCACAUUAAUCUAACAGAGAAAAACAGACGAAAGUUAGAGAAAUUAGAGAUAGAUGAUAUGUGGGAGGUUGCGUGGUUCUUAUCUGACAUACUUGAUGAUAAUUAUAUAGAGAGCUGGAAGAACUAUACGCCGAACAAUUAA